This is a messenger RNA of Symbiodinium necroappetens, 899 nucleotides long. NCBI's taxonomy places the organism in Eukaryota, Dinophyceae, Suessiales, Symbiodiniaceae. The record is from the annotation of a GenBank genome assembly.
AUGCAAUUGAUUGGGACCCCUACAGCUCACGACGUCGAUCAGGUUCACUUCACCGGUCGCUAUGCCGCCUACGCCGGCGCAGACACUUGGUAUCCCAGCUGGUCUUCGGAUGGCGACCUCUACACGCCCUGGACGGAUGGUAAGGUCGGCAGCAUCCGAGCAUCCAGCGCUUGCGCAGGGGCGGCCUGCAUGUCCACCACCGGCUUUGCCAGAGUUUCUGGAGAGGAUCCUUUCAACCUGAGUAUCAAGGAUGUCGGCGUUUUCGAAUCGUCCCCUUCGCCGUACCAUGGCCGCUACCCCAGUGCUUCGCUGCACUAUGACGGUGUCUGGUACUACGGGACAUAUGCACUGGACAACGAGAACCACGAACCCGGUGCUGCGCCCGAGGAGUCUUCGGAGAGCCAGGCUGCUGGCAAGCACCAAACGGGGGGCUACUGUGGCAAUUGGUGUAUCCAAGGGCCCUUCGUCGGGUUCCGCUGGAGCCGGGAUGGAGGCAAGACGUGGGAAGAGCCUCGGAAGACGAUGGCGAACUACUCGGACAACCUCUUUGGCGAGGCUGCGCCGAACAAUCGCAGCAAGGUGAAGUUCGGGGCGCCGCACGUGGUCGACCUUGGCCAGAACUUGGCGCACCAGCCGAAUGGUGCCUCUGAUCCAAGGCUCUAUCUCGUGGGCCACGGGGCCUCGGCUCCGAUGUCACCGACCUCCUGGAUGCAAGGCUCCGAGGUCUACCUGGCAAGAGGAAGGCCAGAUGUAGAGCGCAUCAACGAUGCUGCAGCGUGGGAGUUCUAUGCUGGGAACGGCAGCUGGUCUCCUGGAGACGUUUCUCGCGCUAAGCCCCUGGUGUCAUGGGGCAAUCGCACUGGGGUCACCACCAUCACCUACAUUCCUGCCGUGAAGAG